GGGAGUCAAUCGGCGCCCAGCACGGCAACCAAUAUUGGACCGAUUAUAGUCUAUUGGCAAUUUCUCACUGGGAAACAGCAUUGUAUACCUAUAUAUUAUAUAAAUUGAUUAAGUUACAAUAGUUAAUCACUAUUUUAAUAAUAUUUAUCAAGUCUAGGUCCAAAUCUUGAUGUCUUGAAGAAUUACGAUCAUCCAGGCUCCACUCUUCAGUGUUUUACCUCGAAGGAACAGGAAUCUUUAAUUGGAAGCCACGAUGCUACUACUGAUGUGACGAGUACUAAACUAAUUAUUUCAAAAAUGAAGAAAUUAAAGAGAUUGCACGAGGAGAAUAUUGAUGAACGACAUAAAAAAAAUAAAAAAAUUUGAAAGAAUUGGAACUGUAAUGAGAGCCAGAAAAAUAUGUCUCGGAUCCAUCGUUAAAUCUAAUGAAAUAAAAGACAGAAUUUUGGAAGACGCAAAUAACAAUUUCUAGAAUGAGGUAUGAAGCCUGUUUAAUCGCUAUAUUUGGUCUGUACCACCCAACAAAUAAAUAUUUGUUGCCAAAAUGGUGUAAGGAGGCCCUAAAUUACUAUAAAAUACUAAAGGUACAGUCCCAUGGUAGCGUGAAAACGGGAAACGGAAAAACGUAAAAAUGAAAGUUACUAGAAUUUAGUAUUUUUUGCCUUAUGUAGUUCUCCCGUCUACAUCUUAUAUUGUCAUAGUUAAAUGUCUACCCGGAUCCCGCCUAUAAAUAGUUGGAGGUGCUUUUUGUUUAAUAAACAAUAAUUAUAAAAAUUAAAAUAAAAUGGACGAAUUUAAAGAAAGUAGUCUACUGAAAGUCGAUUUUUUUGACGCAAUAAAGGAGGUUCCCCCCUUAAGCAAUGACGGAAUUGUUUAAAUGAAUAUGUUGACAAAGAAGGAGCAAAAAUUCAACAAAGAAGUAAACUUUCUAAAUAAAAUGAAACAAUUUCCAGCCCUUUUCGACUCAAAGGAGAGAUUAAAAUAUCCUGUUUCUAAAGGAACGGAAAUGUGGGUUUCUUUCGCCAAUUUAUUCGAAGAGCAUAAUGCAGAAUCGGCUAAAAAGGAGUGGAGAAACAUUCGAGACCAAUACCACAAAUUUCAAGAUCCAAGAGCAUUUCGCCAUUUUGAAGCAAUGCAAUAUUUCGAUAACUAUUCAUCAUUAAACAAUGAACCUAUUCAAGAGAGAGAGGAGAACGGCAAUGACUUUCAUUGCGACCAAAAUUUGGAAACCCUCGACAAUUUUAAUGACAAUGGUUUACAAAACGAUGAAUCUAAUAUUGGCGAUGAAACGGUCAAUCAUCAAGCACCACAAAAGCGAGGAGCCAAAAGGAAAUUAAAUAAAGGUACAUCUGGAAAUUCAAAAAUUUCGAAAUGUGGUUAUUGUGGCGAAAUUUUUUAAAAUUUCGAAG
Messenger RNA from Leptopilina heterotoma, 1409 nucleotides. RefSeq lists its product as uncharacterized. The record is from RefSeq and is a predicted model, not a curated record. Bases 878 to 1399 code for a protein of 173 amino acids. The transcript is spliced from 6 exons. NCBI's taxonomy places the organism in Eukaryota, Metazoa, Arthropoda, Insecta, Hymenoptera, Figitidae.